Messenger RNA from Fukomys damarensis (Damara mole-rat), 5629 nucleotides. It is a transcript of the gene Dcp1a, whose product is annotated as decapping mRNA 1A. Gene Ontology annotation, biological process: deadenylation-dependent decapping of nuclear-transcribed mRNA; positive regulation of catalytic activity; deadenylation-independent decapping of nuclear-transcribed mRNA. Bases 109 to 1854 code for a protein of 581 amino acids. The record is from RefSeq and is a predicted model, not a curated record. Gene Ontology annotation, cellular component: P-body. NCBI's taxonomy places the organism in Eukaryota, Metazoa, Chordata, Mammalia, Rodentia, Bathyergidae. The transcript has 10 exons. Gene Ontology annotation, molecular function: enzyme activator activity; mRNA binding.
AGAGGCGGAAGUUGAAGGGGCUGGGGCAUCUGGGGGAACUUUGCCUAGGUGGCACUUUCCUGUUCGAGGCUCCGCCCCCGCCGGAGGGGCUCGGCUUCGAGAUUCAAGAUGGAGUCGUUGAGUCGAGCUGGGCAGGAAAUGAGUCUAGCGGCUCUGAAGCAACACGACCCCUACAUCACCAGCAUCGCAGACCUCACGGGCCAGGUCGCUCUGUACACCUUCUGCCCCAAGGCCAACCAGUGGGAGAAGACUGAUAUAGAAGGGACCUUGUUUGUAUAUCGAAGGUCAGCUUCACCCUACCAUGGUUUUACCAUUGUCAAUCGACUGAAUAUGCACAAUCUAGUUGAACCAGUGAAUAAAGAUUUGGAAUUUCAGCUCCAUGAACCAUUUCUUCUAUAUAGAAAUGCAAACUUAUCAAUAUACAGCAUCUGGUUUUAUGACAAGAAUGACUGUCACCGCAUAGCAAAACUCAUGGCUGAUGUGGUAGAAGAGGAGACACGGCGAUCCCAGCAAGCUCGAGAUAAACAGAGUCCCAGCCAGGCCAAUGGCUGCAGCGACCACAGGCCCAUCGACAUCCUGGAAAUGCUGAGUAGAGCCAAGGAUGAGUACGAGAGGGCGCAGAUGGGGGACUCAAAUAUAUCCAGCCCUGGGUUACAGCCAAGCACUCAGCUCUUCAAUCUGGGAAGCACUGAAACUCUAGAAGACACAUUCUCUGGGUCACAAGAUAAGUCUGCUCCAUCUGGACACAAACAUCUGACCGUGGAAGAGUUAUUUGGAACCUCUUUGCCAAAGGAACAACCAGCAGUGAUGGGUCUGGAUUCAGACGAAGUAGAGAAGCUGCCAGGAGAUGCCUUCCAGAAAGAACCCAGCUCGUUCCUCCCAUUUCCUUUUGAGCAUUCUGGAGAAGCCACUCAGCCGGAAAACCUCAGUGUCCAUUCAGCCACUCACCACACAGUCCAGCCUGAAGUCUCCCCGCCAGUGCUCAUCACUCCAGCUUCAAUCGCACAGUCUAGUGAGAGGCAUGCCCCCAGCUACACGAUCCCCUUGAGCCCUGUGCUCAGCCCCACUCUGCCAGCCGAAGCUGCUACUGCACAAAUUGUCCCUGCUUUACCUCGGAAUAGCAACAUAAUUCAGGCAGUGAAAACCACGCCUAGACGGAGGUCUCCACUCCUGAACCAGCCAGUCCCUGAGCUAAGCCACACCAGUCUGAUUGCCAGCCAGAGCCCCUUCAGAGCCCCCCUGAGCGUGACAAACACAGCUAGUACAUCCCUCCCUAGCAUUGACCUUCUCCAAAAACUCAGAUUGACUCCACAGCACGACCAAAUACAGACACAGCCACUUGGGAAAGGUGCAAUAGCACCCAGCUUUCCUCCAGCAGCCGGCCACCUCGCCACACCUGAGAGCUUCAUAGAGCCUCCUUCAAAGACAGCAGCAGCAAGAGCAGUGGCCUCAGCCUCCCUGAGCAACAUGGUGCUUGCUCCCCUUCAGUCUAUGCAGCAAAACCAGGAUCCUGAAGUAUUUGCCCAGCCUAAGGUGUUAUCCAGUGCCAUCCCGGUUGCAGGCGCUCCAUUGGUCACUGCGACAACCACAGCAGUAUCUUCGGUCCUGCUGUCUCCAAGUGUUUUCCAGCAGACUGUUCCGAGGUCCACAGACCUUGAAAGAAAGGCAGGCUGCCCUUCUCCCCUCACCAUCGGAACACCAGAAGAUCAGAGAAAGCCUUCCAUUAUUCUCAGCAAGUCUCAGCUCCAGGAUACAUUGAUACAUCUAAUAAAGAAUGAUUCCAGCUUCCUCAGUAGACUUCAUGAAGUUUACCUGCAAGUUCUGACCAAGAACAAAGACAAUCACAACCUAUGACUGGAGUGGAAUAAAUCUGAAGGCAGAGAGUCAACCUCAAAAACAAAGAGGUUUCAUCUUGGAAACUUCUUUCUAAGUAGAACAUGGAGUUUUGAGAAUUCUGCAGUUCAGCCUAUGAGGAAGAGACUCAGUCCUUAAGAAUGUUUCCAGUGACAUUCUUGGUGAUAAUGGAGGUUUCACUGUGAAGCAUCACCAGCAGACUUUUAUUUUGACAAAACAAGAAGACCAUUGUGUUCUGUGGGUGUUUUCAUCAGCUGUGUGGAAGUACGUGAAAUAGGGAGUCUGGUUUUCAGCUCACUUUUAUUUUCAAGGACUUAGGGAGAGGAGCCGCCAGCCUUGCAGCAAAAUCGAGCCUAGCCUGCACCCCUGCCCACCCACGCACUGGACACAUCAGUAUUAGGCUGAUGGCCAAGUGAUGAGCAGUUCUAAAAGUAGCAUCAGGUUUUAAAGGAUCAAGUUUGUCAUAAAUUAGGAAUUAUUUGUUCAAGUGAAGUAUAUUUUAUAUGUGUGCUGCCUUUUGGGCCUGUAAAAUUCUGAAAUUUCCCUGCGCUUUGUUUUUAGUGUCCCCACACCGGCCGUGCAGCAGGCACCAGCGCAGCAUUGCUGUUGAGGUAGCGUCCUUCUGAGAUCUGUAGUGACACGGAAUUCGAAACAGGCUGGGGCUGGGAAUGCCUGGAUCCUACCAGACAUUCUCAUUUUAAGUUAAACUUUCCAGUGGUUUGGGAAAUGUUAAAUUUGUGUGUGAAACACAGCCUUAUUUUCCUUUUCUGUCGAAACACAGUUAGAAGUUGUUGUUUAUUGUAUCCCUUAACACUUUGACGAAGGACCAGUGGACCAAUCUGACAAAGCCAUUCUGGUUCCAUUCCUCAAGUGUACCGAGAACAGUUUAAAAGCUAUGCAGAAAGGGGAACUGUUAUUCACACUGCCCUUACUUUGUUGUAGAAUAUAGAGUUUAAAAGAAAGUGUGAGAUUCAGAACUUUACCAGUGUACUCCUAGGCUGUGAGUACUUUUCCAGCCCAAAGUGUGAAAAUGUGUAAAGAUGCUUUGUUAUGCUGCUAUUGAUCUGCCAUGAUUUAUAUUUAUUCUUUUAUGACAUGUAAUGGUGUUCAGUAAUAUUUUAAUGUAGAUUUUGAUUUAUUUCAGCAAUAGUAAUUUUAAGAUGUUCUUUAAAUGAAAGUGUCUUCAUUUCCAUGAUACAGGUCAUUUUGUAGUAUUUAACCAGUUAAGAUGCACUGCUUACCUUCCUGAGUACUAUUUAAUGAUGGGGUAAAAACCCACUUGGCUCAACCAGCUAGCAUAAGGAUUAGCUGUGAAUAAUGCUGACAGAUGUCAUGGUUCCUUGGGAACAAUUGUUUAAGCUUUAAUGGUAACUCAAUCAUAAAUCUGUAGGGGUUUUUUUCUAGCUGAAAUUGUAGGAAAUUGUGAAUUACGUACUUACUUUAGUUUGGUCUUAGUGUUUUAGCAUAAAGAAUACUUCAUUUGAUUGGCUUCUUUUGAUCUAAACAGGCUUUCUAGACAGUGUUUCUGCUCAGUUUAGUGUCUUCUCUACUGUCUACCUAGUUACGUGUGAAUUGUGUAGAAUUCAGGAAGCUUAUAAGUUUUCAUACUCUAUUAGGAGUAGUUUGUUUUCAAAGAUAGUGUAUAAACUCAGUAACCAAAAAUGAAUUGCUCACACAUCAUCUGGGAAAGAUAAAAGUUACAGUAAGAUAAAGUCAUGGUAAGAUAAGGAGUGUUGCUGACACCAGGACAUGGUAUCCAAAAAGCCAUGUGGCUUUCUCAUAAAAUGAAUUUACCAGAAGGUUUGAUCAUGCCCCAAGUGUAGUUGCAGUAGGCUUUAGUGAACAUGAAUCAAGGGAUUCUCGUUACCAUAGAUGCUUGAAUUUAAAUGAUGCUUUUCAGUAUGUUUAAUAAUAUGAGAGAGUAAAAGAGAAUACCCUAAAGAGAGGGUCUAUAAUCAGUCUAUUAAUUUUCACCCUUUAAUCCUAGGAAUGAAUAUGAGAGUAAAAGAAGAUCUAUGAUAAGGCUUCCUUAGUGUGAAAGUAAACUUUUUAAGUGCCCAAGUCAUGGAGACUUGAAAAGGGUAAACCUGUUUCAACUCCCAAGUUUAUAUAUUCAAAGUAUUCACUUACAAUUCAGAAGCCAGAAGUUUGUGGUCAUGAUUACCAGGAAGUUCAGGCCAGAAUGAGUCCCCAGAGAGCCAGGCCAAUCCUGGACACUUGCAGUUGGAUGACCCUGGCCUGACAGUCACAGUUCAGUUGCCUUAUUCCUUGUUCGGGCUUACUGUCCAGAACCUCACGCUAGCUUAGGUUGCACAUUUACAUUGCUGCCACGUCUUCACUGGAAACUUAGAACGGAAGUGGACACCAGGAUGGAGAUGCUUCUUGCUAGGUUUUGCAGACCCCCAGGAGACCUGCAUUUAGACCACUCUGUCCACCUGUUCAUGCACCCAUCCCCUGACCUCUGCAGCCAAGUGUAGGCUCUAGCAGCAACCCAAGUGUGGUGUGUGUAAGGUAUCACCAGUGGGUGGCGCUACUCUUUAUGUUGUAAAGCAAUGUCUGAAUUGACACAAAAACCACACAGACCUGUGUACCUCCCGGAUGGCCUUAUUCCUCUUUCUUGCACAUCUCUCCUGGGAUUUGUGAGGUGUAAAAGUUGGCCUGCUUGACUUUGGGUCCUAAGUUUUCAAGUGACCAUCAGUAUCAGAAGCAUUUCAUACAGUCUGCAUGUGGAAUGCCCACAGCUUACCUUGAACAGAGUGGUGUUUUGUUCAGAAUUCAAGUCCCCCAGACCCUUCUCUCCAGGAGGGUGCGCAGGCCUAAGUUAGAAUGUGUCUGAUAGAUUUUGAAUUUCCAAGCAUUUGUUCUAUUUCUGGCCUGUAUUUUCUUGCAGAAACCCCACCAGAUCCACUGUUAGGUAAAUAUUUUUAAACGUUGCAGCUUUAUUACUCUCCUCCCCCAAAGAAUGUAGCUUGAAUUUUUCUCCUUUUGAUAGUAGAGGCCAUAACUGCCAUUGUAUUACUGAUAAUGCAACAUGAAACUGAAGGUGCCUAACUGCUUAAGUAACAAAGCAAGCCAUCGCACUGUAACUCGGGGAGGAAUGAGGUGGCCCAGGCACCGGUGAGCUCACAGGCUCGUGUCCCGCGUCCUUGCUGCAUUCACUGUGGAGUGCGUUUCUUUCUCUGCCUACCUUUGGUUUUCUUCAUCUGUGUUCAGAGUACCUUCUGGAAGCGAUAGUGCCGUGUUUUCAUUUUCUAAAACGUUAAGAUCUGAGCGGAGCAAAGCUAUUUACAGUAGGCUUUUUAAAAGCAGUGCUUGAGAACAUUUCCAUGAGUGAGCCAGGGCCUCAAGAAGCCUGUUUAUCAGCAGAUUUCAGCAGGAGAGAUACGUGCAAUGUUUCACUCAGAUUUGGAUUUGACAUCUUUCUUUAAAAUGCUAAGAUGCAAUAUCGAUCACUUUGAAGUGGGGAAGACGCCACAUGUGUUUCCCUUUUAUCUGUGUGAAUCCUUAGGAAACGUGUUUUUAAAAUAUGUGUUCUAAUGGUCUUUUUAUGCUGUGUUACUGCUUCGGCCAUGUGGCUCUCGUGACUUCCAUUGCACCAGAUUCCCAGCUCCCUGCGAUGUAGGGGCAAGAAGCUGUGGACUGACAGCAAGGUUUUUUGUUCCUUGAGCGCAAUACUGCAUCAUUAACAUUUUAAAUGGUAUGGAUUUUAUACCAUCUGUGUAUGUUUGCAAAUAUUAAGUUAUUACAUGUUUUAAAAUGAGCAUUUUUCAUCCUA